This is a messenger RNA of Pogona vitticeps (central bearded dragon), 4308 nucleotides long. The record is from RefSeq and is a predicted model, not a curated record. NCBI's taxonomy places the organism in Eukaryota, Metazoa, Chordata, Lepidosauria, Squamata, Agamidae.
UGAGUCCUUUCCCCCCCACACACACUCACACACCGCCAACAGCGCCUCGGCCUUCUUUUUUCCUUGCGCGUCGCCUGUGAGGUUUGGCGGCCUUCGAUGGGGAAGAAGUCGCGGGCGGCGCCGGCGGGACGGCGGCCUAUCUUGCAGCUCUCCCCGCCGGGGCCUCGCGGGGGCCGGGAGGAAGCGGUGCCAGGCGACGGGGACUCGGCAUCGGAAGCGGAUGAAUUUGAAGUUACAGAAGAAACUGGAAAGACAACCUCAAAUCCACCCCAAGCAAAUAUGCCUGUGGGGCCAGUAGCUGUCAAACCAACAGGCGGGUUGUGUUUGCUUGGAGCUUAUGCUGACAGUGAUGAAGACGACAGUGAGAUGUCUGAGAAGCCAGCACAGUCUGCGGAUGGAAAUGGCAAUAACUCAUCAGAUAUUGACAGUACCUUGGCCAACUUUCUAGCGGAAAUAGAUGCCAUUACAGCUCCUUCCCAAGUUGCUGAGGCCGCUACUUCUGCCAUUGCUCCGCCUCCUACUCCCCCUCGACCAGAACCCAAGGAGUCUGCCACGAAUCAGGUUUUGGCAACUACAAAUGGAACAGACCAGGUGGCUGAGUGGCAAUAUGACACUCAGUGCUCCUUGGCAGGAGUGGGUGUGGAGAUGGGAGACUGGCAGGAAGUUUGGGAUGAAAAUACGGGCUGCUAUUAUUAUUGGAACACUCAAACUAAUGAGGUUACAUGGGAGCUACCGCAGUACCUUGCAACUCAAGUUCAAGGCCUCCAACAUUACCAGAGUUCUGUAACAGAGACUGCUGAAAGCUACCAGAUCAUUGCAGACGUGAACUCCCAGGGGAAAAGUACUGCUACUAUUGGGAGUGGUGGCCGUAGGACAGUACUUGGGAAACGUGAGCUGAAGAAGGAAGUGAAUGAAGGUGUCCAGGCCCUUUCAAGCAGUGAGGAAGAGAAAAGGGGAGUGGCUGCAUCAUUGUUGGCUCCCUUGCUUCCAGAGGUUGUGAAGGAGGAAGAGGAGCGCUGGAGGCGGAAGGUUAUCUGUAAAGAGGAGGUGGAACCAUUGAUGGGGGAGGAUGUGGCCGCAGAACAAACAGCAUCUAUUGGUGAUCAACAGAUUGAAGCCAGCCGAGACAUGGGAGAAGACCCUUCUCAGGAGGAUCUGUGUAGUGUGGUGCAAUCAGGGGAGAGUGCAGGGGAGGAAGAAGAACAAGAUACUCUUGAACUGGAGAUGGUGUUGGAGAGAAAGAAGGCAGAACUCCGAGCUUUAGAAGAAGGUGAUGGGAGUAUUUCAGGCUCCAGUCCUCUUUCUGAUGGGAGCCAGGCAGAGCUUACACGACGGCUACUCCCCAAACCAGCAAAAUGGAAGCUCUUUGGGGUUGCUAGCCCUGAAUCCACGAGCCGAGGAUCUAGCAAGACAGGACAAGAGAGUCCUGAACCUGGAGAAACGGCAGCGAAAGAGGAUCCUGAAGUUGCUGAGGAGCAUUCGGACAAUGAAUCAGAAACAGAAGAAUUGCAAGACAAAGUGAAAACUCAAGGGACGUUCAAGGUGGAGGAUGAGGAGCAGGACUUAAAGUUUCAGAUUGGAGAGCUGGCCAAUAUGUUGAUAAGCAAGCUGGAGUUCUUGGGCAUCAGUCGACAAUCCAUCUCUAACUUCCACAUGCUCCUCUUGCAGACUGAGACCCGUAUUGCAGACUGGCGGGAAGGAGCUCUCCAAGGAAACUACCUCAAACGCAAAUUGCAAGAUGCAGCUGAACAGCUAAAACAGUAUGAAAUAAACGCCGCCCCUAAAGGCUGGUCCUGCCACUGGGACAGGGAUCAUAGGCGCUAUUUCUAUGUUAACGAGCAAUCAGGCGAAUCGCAGUGGGAGUUCCCAGAUGGGGAAGAGGAAGAGGACGGGCAAAUCCUAGAAAAUAAAGCAGAAGCUCUUCCCAAACAAGCCCUAAAGGAGAAAACAGAAGCCAGGGAAUUGACUGAUAACACUACAGGUUCUCUUGGCAAAGAUCCUCUUUCUAGUCAAUCUGCAGCUUCAAACCUUGUGCCUCUCAGUCCAUUUUGGACUGUACUUCAGCCUUCUGUUCCUGUACUUCAGCCCCCUUUGCCCUUGGAAAUGCCACCACCACCACCGCCACCACCUGAGUCACCCCCACCCCCUCCCCCACCUCCACCAGGAGAAGAUGGGGAAAUACAGGAAGUAGAGAUGGAGGAUGAAGGAGAUGAGGAGCCACCAGCACCGGGAACAGAGGAAGAUGCUGUCCUGAAACCUCUUCUCCGGCCAACAGUUACCAACAACCAGAUUAACUCCGAGACCAGCACUUCCACAUCUCUUUCUGCCAAAUCUCUCAAGAGAAAAGCUUCUGAAAUGACUGCUGGACUGGUGCAACGAGCAGCAACUAUUGGAAGCUGCCCAGUACUUUAUGGCCAGUCAGUAAUGAAUGCAAGUGAGUAUCAUUCUGGUUUUCUUGUUUUCCAUGGUGAACUAUUUUGGAAAUAUUCUCAUUCUUCCCUUCUCAUUGUGUUUACAGGCCCUCAGACCCCAGCAAUGAAUUUGCAACAGAGUUAUCUGGGAGUAACACAGCCAGCACUCAUGAGCUAUCCAGAGUGUAAUGCCCCUGUGGCACUUCCUGCCAGCACCACACAGCCACUUCCUCCCCAAGGAGCUUUGCCUGCCACUAGUACUGCAGAACAUGUGCCGCCGCCACCACCACCUCCACCGCCACCACUGUCACCACCUCCACAUGCUCCAAAAACACUGCCUCCUGAAAAAUCAAAAAAGCUUAGGAGAACUAGCAAGAGAAAAAAGAACAAGACAAAGAUGCCAUCUCUUGUGAAAAAGUGGCAGAGCAUUCAACGGGAAUUGGAUGAGGAGGAAAACUCUAGCUCCAGCGAUGAGGAUCGGGAAGUGAUGUCACAGAAGCGAAUCGAGGAGUGGAAGCAACAACAGUUGGUCAGUGGUAUGGCAGAAAGAAAUGCAAAUUUUGAGGCCUUGCCCGAGGACUGGCGAGCUCGACUCAAGAGACGGAAAACCACCUCAAGCACAUGAGUCAUCUUAAGUCUUUUUUUAUUAUUUUUAAACCACACAUGUACAGAACAAAACUUUUACUGUUGGAUAAAUUGUAACUUUUUGAAGGUACACAUUUCAGUUGAAAGACCUGAUAGAGAAAUUGUGUGGCCUAAGGAUUCCCUUUGGAAUUGUAUCCGGCAAAUAGGACUGUGAAAUAAUGUAUAGGUUCGACCACUUCUGUCUUAAGCACUUCCAAUCCCAUUUCAGACACAGACUGGAAGAUCAUUCUGUCUAGUUCCCUGGUGGAGCUAGCGGCAAGAACUGUUGGGUGCACUUUGGCUGGUUCCAUUUUGAAUUCUUCGUUUCCACUCCUUUCCAAGUCCCAAAGUAUUCUUCCACUUUUCUCAGAAAUACAUCUGCGCAGCUACAGUCCCAUUUGUUAUGUGGUAUUACAGAACAGGCAAAUCAAAGAUACACAUGCUUCUCCCAUUGGGCACAGAGAACUGGAAUUUGACUCCAUUGCCAUUGUUUCAUUCCUGAUCUUGGGAACACUUGGUUUGGGGCAGAAUUGUUCUUUGUUUUCUAAACUAAAUAAUAAUAUUGAAAGCUGUAUGAAUUCUGCUGUUUUUCUGGGAUGGUUUCACAAUAGAAUAAUUUUCAUAUAAUAAUAUUCCAUUUUUUUCUGGUGCUGUAACAUGCCAAUAAUAGUAGUGUGGCUGUCACAAGGUGGGAAAGAACAUACUAUGCAUCUACUAUCAGUGAGCACUAACUGAAGCAAGGGGUGAGUCUCCACUGGUUAGUACCCAGAGGCCAGGACAUCUGGAUCUGUACUGUGUAGGCAUGAAGCUGCUGUUUGGCCAGCAACUCUUUGACUGCAGUAUGUGCUGCUAGUCAGCAGCCACAUGCCUGAACAGUGCUGAGUCAAGCUCCGCAGUAGUGUCUUCUGAUAAAGGUAUAGAGGGCUAAUUUUUCUCAUUUUACUUAGCAUUUUCUCCCAUUGAUUGCUGCUUGAUAGAUGUAUGCUAGAGGAAAGGGAAAAAAUAACCUUACUAAAUUCUAGACCCCUCCUACUACAGAAUCCCAGCAAAAGUAGGAUCUUUGUCCCUUUAAAGCCAGGGUUAACAUUUAUCCAAUGUGAGAAUAUUUGGGUCCUUGCCCUUGUUUCCAGUUUAGAAAUCCGAAUCAAGUGGUUACGAUUUUCUUUAACCUGAAAAAAAAGGCAGUUUACGGUUGAACACUGUUUGUAUUUCUCCAGUUUCUGGCUUUGUAAAUUUGUAUAUAUACAUUAAUAAAUUCCCUUUUUAUACUUCA